Closterium sp. NIES-65 is the source of this 1224-nucleotide messenger RNA. The record is from the annotation of a GenBank genome assembly. NCBI's taxonomy places the organism in Eukaryota, Viridiplantae, Streptophyta, Zygnematophyceae, Desmidiales, Closteriaceae.
AUGGCGAAGAAGAGCUCGUUUGAGAAAGCGGUGAAGAACCUGACGGCUCUAGUGGCCUCUCAGUACCCCUCCUCAUCGCCGGACGAGCAGCAGAAGAUGAUCUCAGCUGUCCAUCGCGCAGCCACUCUGCUCAAGACCCGCUACACAACACGUGGCUUUUGGGCGGCGGGUCUCGUCCUUUUCCGCGCGGCCAGCACUGUGUUGGGGGAGGGAGCGGAGCGGAACCUAGUCCAGCAGCACAUCAAGUCCGCGCAGGAGUUCCUGGGGGAAGGCGGGGAUGGGGGUGAAGGCGGAGAAGAAGGUUUGCCACAGGGAGUAGGCGGGGAACGAGGGGACGGGGAAGGGGAGCAGGGAGCAGGGAGGCCAAGAGAAGUGAGAGGAGGUGGGGGAGGCAUGCUCGCUGCCGCGUCACCUUCCUUUCAGUUUGAGGGUCAACUGACAGCAGCAGCAGAGCCGCCACGGCCUGAUUGGCUGGUGGCUCAGACGCUGCUGGCAACUCUGGCAGCGGUGCAGCAGCAGAGGGACCUGGAUGCCGUUGCUGCUGAUAGCAAUAAUGACAGCAAUCCUGAGCGGGAAGACAGAGAUCCGCAAGAAGGUCAAACCCCUCAUCAAGCCAUUGCAGCGCUCCUGCAGGGCGGAACAACGUUGGAGGAUCUGCUACGGGAUGCGAUAGCAAGAGGGGGAGCUGACGACUUGCUGACCCCUGGCCUGGCCGAGGCUCUCGAAGCCAGCAUGCAGGCGUCUCAGCCGCCUAGCGCCCCGCCUGCCUCUAAGAGAGCAGUGAAGCAGCUGCCUGUGCUUGUGUACAGUGAGGCUGGCGUGGUGCCGUUGGCCGAGGUUGGGAGUACUGGCGUUAGUGGUAGUACUGGCAGCAGCAGCAGUGGAGGGAAGACUGAGAAGGGGGAGAGUGUUGGUUUGAGAGGGGAGGGGGUAGAUGGGGAGGGGAAGGGGGAGGAAGGGGAGGGGAGUGCGGACGAGUGCAGUGUGUGCAGGGAGAAGUGGGAGGUGGGUGACAAGCUGAGGGAGAUGCCAUGCAGCCAUCGGUUUCAUGUGGACUGCUUGCAGCCAUGGCUGGAUGAGCACAACUCGUGUCCUUUGUGUCGCUACGAGAUGCCAACAGACGACCAUGUUUACGAGAGGCGCAAGGAGCGAGAGAAGGAAGAGGAGGAAGAACGGAGAGGUGCUGAGAAUGCAGUGAAAGAGGGGCAAUACAUGUACAUGUAG